Messenger RNA from Drosophila teissieri, 495 nucleotides. It is a transcript of the gene Obp83g, whose product is annotated as general odorant-binding protein 99a. The transcript is spliced from 2 exons. The record is from RefSeq and is a predicted model, not a curated record. Lineage: Eukaryota; Metazoa; Arthropoda; Insecta; Diptera; Drosophilidae. Bases 35 to 472 code for a protein of 145 amino acids. Gene Ontology annotation, molecular function: odorant binding. Gene Ontology annotation, biological process: sensory perception of smell.
CACAUUCGCACUUGAGCCCUCGUCUGAGCCAGAAAUGCAGUCCCAAUUCCUCCUGCUGAUCGCAGCCGUUGCCACGUUGCUGGUGGCCCAGACUACUGCCAAGUUCCAGCCGAAGGACCAUGCCGACGCCGAGAAGGCGUUCGAGGAGUGCCGUGAGGACUUCUACGUGCCAGACGACAUCUACGAAAAGUACCUGAACUACGAGUUUCCCGCCCACCGACGCACCAGCUGCUUCGUCAAGUGCUUCCUGGAGAAGCUUGAGCUGUUCUCAGAGAAGAAGGGAUUCGACGAGCGGGCCAUGAUCACCCAGUUCACCUCCAAGGACAACAAAGACCUGGCCACGGUCCAGCACGGCCUGGAGAAGUGCAUAGACCACAACGAGGCCGAGUCCGAUGUCUGCACCUGGGCCAACCGCGUCUUCUCCUGCUGGCUGCCCAUUAACCGCCAUGUGGUGCGCAAGGUCUUCGCCUGACCUGAAUGUGAUAUAACACACUG